Molecule: messenger RNA, 1686 nt
Organism: Puccinia triticina
Lineage: Eukaryota; Fungi; Basidiomycota; Pucciniomycetes; Pucciniales; Pucciniaceae
Exons: 4
Coding region: 1-1686 (561 amino acids)
Molecular function (GO): DNA binding
Source: RefSeq, a predicted model, not a curated record
AUGCAUGAUCGGCGUGAUCGAACGAGUUGGGCCUACCAGCUCCCCCCAAACCUUGCGCCCCCCAUUCCUUACGCCGAAUCCAGUGGCGUUCCAGCAUGUCCAACUUCCUCUUCACACAUGCUCUCCUCCCCGCUCGCUUUGAUACCCCCCUCAUACCAUCACCAACAUUCUCAGCAGCGCCUCUCAACUAACGCUACUAAUACGACCACUUUACUGCCAUCAUUCCGGUGCGCUCCUUCCAAUCACGAAUAUAGGAACGAGCAGGAGUGUGCUCAUCAGCACCAACGUCAACAUCAAGAACAGCUCUCUCAUCAAGUGGCUUCAUUACCCCCCUCGUUCACUAUGAUGUCAGAGACUUGGUUUGGCUUGGUUCAAACACCACGCGAUGCCUACUUACUGUUGGAGGCUUGCCGUGUCGGGAAGUUGCACCGAAUUACUCGGCGGUUAACUGACUUGGAGCGUAGUCAGAUCAUUCGUCCUGGCGCUGUCUUUGUGUGGGAGGAAAAAGAGGCCGGCAUUAAACGCUGGACAGACCAUGUCCGAUGGAGUCCAUCCAGAGUAUCAGGCGCAUUUUUGGUUUACUCAGAGCUUCUUUCUGCUGCAACUCGCGAUUCGCACACACACGUUUCGGACCCGCUGCUCAAACAAUCCUUUUCCUCCACUACUCUAGAUGGAGACCGACUGCACUUGAUCGCGUACUACUCGAAGUCCGCGUUGGACUCCAGGCAGUUACGUACACCAACCGGGGACGAUAACCUACGGUCAAUUGUGGUGCCUACUGGUGUCUAUCCGGAUCAUCGAGCAACCGGAGGUGUUGAAGACCAAGCCACCAGGGAUCGCCAACGAUCUAGUCGGCUCCCCCGCAGUUCUGUCGGCUCCUUUGAAACUUCACAUUCUAUUCCUUCAUCUAGCUCGCUGGAAUCCGUGACAUCCUCUCUAGACACUCCCCAUCUCCAUCCCGCUACUCCGACACAGCUGGGCGAGUUGUCUUAUCACCGUCCUCCCCUCUCUGGAGUAUCACAUCUGCACACUGCGCGCUCGCUUUCAGAUACGAGAGGUUCCAGCGAGUUCAAGUAUGGGCACCAGCCUGACUACUACAGCUCGUUUUACCCUCAAUCCCUGGCGCCCAGCGUCACCGACAGACAAACAAUGCCGUCUGAUUCGACCCGAUGGGAAUCUUUUCCACCGAACUUAUCAACCUGGGAAGCAAAUACAGGAACCUCCGCUGCCACAUCCGAGUCUGUUUCAUACCCUAGCGUUACCACUACCACUCCCAUCGCCUCGGGACUCAACAGUCCGAAUACUUCGAGUAUAUCUGCUUUGGGGGUCUGGGGUGAUGAACUGGACCGCGACAGAACUGAAAAAAGAAUAUCGGCACCCAUAACACAUCCCUUAGCCACCCAUCCUAGUAUGUUGGGGAGCAGUAACAGUCAUAGCUACCAUCCUUAUGCGCGCAUCUCAGACCGGGAGCGCCCUUACAGAGAUCGCCGGCUGGAAGGUAAAACCACGCGCGGAGUUUCAUGCGACCCAGCAACAGCACCAGCAACUCCUCUAGAUCGAAUUUACGCGUUACCAUCAUUGCAUGCUAAAAACAAUGAUAGCCCACCUCUGGCAUCAUCCAAUACUCCUACUCCAAGCACCCUGGCGGGUGUUGGGGAGGAGAUUCCCCAAACUAGCUACACCUGA